AUGCUCCGGCCGUCCGCUAGACCUCUCUGCCAACCAACUGCCCUGCCAGCAACAGUGCCGUCCGACAGCACCAAGAAGACCCCCGCCGCCAAAAAGAUCAAGGAGCCGGUAGCAGACUCGUGGGAAGACGAGGACGUGGACGACGACGACGAAGAAGAAGAAGAAGAGCAGGGGGGUGCGCCGAAGCCCCAGAACGACGGCUCCCAGGCCCCGCCGCCGACCCCCAGCUCCCCGUCGUACAGCACGGCGGACCGGUCCUUCCCUCCGUACGGAGUCUCGGACACGGCCGCCCCCGCCACCCCGGCCGCCGGCAGUACCAGCGGCGUCCGCAGGCCGGAAAAGACGGACGCCGUGGCCCGGCGCAUGAUUGCCAGCGCCCUCGGCGUCAAGGUGCCCCGCAUGACGGAGGAGCAGCGGGCCUACGACAGGGCCGUCAAGGAGAAGGAGCGCAAGCGCCGGGAGGAGGAGAAGGCCGCCGAGAAGAGGCGGCUGGAGGAGGCCGAGAAGGCAAAGGCCGCCAUCUGGGAGGACUAG
Messenger RNA from Colletotrichum spaethianum, 534 nucleotides. RefSeq lists its product as uncharacterized. Bases 1 to 534 code for a protein of 177 amino acids. The transcript is spliced from 2 exons. NCBI's taxonomy places the organism in Eukaryota, Fungi, Ascomycota, Sordariomycetes, Glomerellales, Glomerellaceae. The record is from RefSeq and is a predicted model, not a curated record.